Bursaphelenchus okinawaensis is the source of this 1970-nucleotide messenger RNA. Lineage: Eukaryota; Metazoa; Nematoda; Chromadorea; Rhabditida; Aphelenchoididae. The record is from the annotation of a GenBank genome assembly.
AUGUUUUGGCUGGCUAAUGUUGCUACUGAUUUGGUGAGUUGAGUUUGUAUUACUUUUGUCAUUUUUUUUAAACCAAGAUAUUAAAAAUGGUAUUAAAUUAUUUAAAAAGUAAUGAGCCAUAACUUAGAAGAGGUAAAAUAGACCAUUUUCAGAGCGCCAAACAAGACGAUGGUGUAUUCAUCAUGGUGGUAAAUGGUUUAGGUAAACACUUUGGUCGUUUAACUCAAAUAUCUUUGGUAGCUUGGUACGCUGGCUCUCUGUGUUUAGUUAUGACUCUGUUGCCAGCUCAAGCUUACUUUAGAUAUUAUUAUUUAAAAAAGUAAGUUUUUAAAGAUUUAUUUAGUUAUAAAGCAUAUCCUUUUAAGGCAAUCUUGAUCAAAAGUACUGAAAGUAGUACUAGACCAAGUUUUAUAAGUAAUACUGCAUAUAUUACCAAAUCAUUUAUUAAAAGCGAUGCUAAAAAUAGUACUAGGCCAGAUGAAGAUAUGUCCAUCUAUCCAGCCUACAAACUGACUUUGUGGAGGUGUUCUUUAUCUUUAUAUCAGACCCUUAAUUAAAGCGCCUGUUGGAUAAAAGGGCUAAAUAACACCUACAACAAUAGUAUUAUCCCAGACACUCGAAUUAAUACUAAAAAUAGUACAGUCUAAAUUUUUAAAACUAGUACUGAAAAUAGUACUUGACCAAGCCUUAAAAGUACUACUGAAAAUAUUGCUAGUUCAAGUCUUCUUGGAUGUAGUACUAAAAAUUGUACUGGACCAAUUUCCAAAGGUAUUACUACACAAAAUAGUGGCAUAGAAGUAAUAUUAAAAAAAAGUAAUUAUGGCAAACUAAAAAAAAAGUUGCAGCAAGCGCCUGAUAAGCCGAACAAAAGGAAUAUGUGUGAUCUUAACAGCAAUUAUCGUGACUAUUCCAUGGGCAGCCAGCUUCCGCGUAGCAUUUGAUGUCUCCGCCAAUGUAUGGCCAGAACAUAAUUAUGCUGAAAACUGGUUCAAACAGUCUCCCUUGCCAACGUUUGUCAUUGGCAAUAUUGUGAGUGUCAUAAAAACGUUUAGGGUAGGGCAGGAAAAAAUAGCUUUUUUUUAUAAACAGUCCACUGUAGCAUACUGUAACAUAAACUAAUAAAUUCCAAUAAUUUUAGGAAUCAAUCUACACUAAACUUUACUUUAUCUCUGGGAUGUUUUCGAUUAAUCUUCCCUUUGCUAUGUUUAUUUAUCUUUGCAAAUUGACAGUGAAUAUUAUUCAUAAAGAUCAACAUCACUAUUCGGACAGAACAAAAAGAUUACAUCAACAAAUAAAUACUUUUUUAAUUUGUCAGGUGAGUAUUCAAUAACAUUUUGAGGUGAUUUAGGCUAACUAGUAUGACGUGGCAUAUUCAUUUUUUGUACUAUAUAGCAUUACUAAGGUUAAGCACAGUACUACUACAUUUAGGAUUAGCAUUAGUAGUUUUCGGACCUAGUACUACUAAUUUUAAAACCUGUACUACUAAAUUUAGACCCUGUAAUACUAAAUUUAGACCUAACGCUAGUAAAUUUUGGACUUAGUACUACUUUUUUUAGACUUAGUAAUAAAAUUUAUAUGUUAGACCCUGUACUCUAAAUUUAGACUUAGUCCUAUUAUUUUUAAACAUAUUACUACUAUAUUGUUAUUUAAUAUUACAAAUUUUAAACUUAGUACUACAACUAAAAACAUGAAACAAUAUACUUUAGGCUACAAUAACGUUUGGAAUAGCCAUAAUUCCAUCAACAAUCAUUUUCAUUCCUUUAUUCUGUCAUAUCAAUAUGGGUUUGGCACCUUAUGUUGGUUUCAUGCUCCUCAGCUGGAUUCCAAUGUUUAAUCCACUAAUGUCAAUGAUUGUCAUUGCACCUUAUCGUCGAGUUUUGUUUGGCCGAUUCGUAGAGAGAAAGAGUGGUACUGUACUUCCUACCAGUUCAUUAGCUACUGCAACCAAAAAAUCUGGUAAUGAAGCUUGA